AUGUCUAUACUGAAAUCGAAACGAAACCUCAGCGUGGAUACGACCGAGUCUCUGUCGGACAUCCCUCCGCCUUAUGAACUGCACUCUUCAGGCCCGCUGCUGUCCAGUGAAGCCGCGAUAUCGCCCGACGGUCAUGUAACGAUCAACUUCCAGUCAGAGAAUCCUCAGCAGCUGGCGGAGGAACUCCCGCCCUUUCCCACUGCCGACGAUGCCACCGCACUGGUGCUCAACGACAAAACGGUGCCUCCUCUGAACAUCGUCAUUCAGGUUGUCGGCAGUCGUGGGGACGUUCAGCCGUUCAUCGCAUACGGGACAGCCCUCCGUCGAUAUGGUCAUCGUGUACGGCUAGCGACACAUGACACCUUUGACAAGUUCGUGAGAGACUCCGGUCUAGAGUUCUUCCCCAUCGGCGGUGAUCCCGCCGACCUCAUGUCGUACAUGGUCCGAAAUCCCGGCCUCAUACCUUCGAUGGAAUCCCUGAGAGGAGGCGACGUGGGACGGAAACGGAGAAUGAUGCGCGAGAUGCUUCGCGGCUGCUGGAAAUCCUGUAUCGACCCGGAUCCCGUCACCAAGCAACCAUUUGUCGCCGACGCCAUCAUCGCCAACCCCCCGAGCUUCGCCCACGUCCACUGCGCCCAGGCCCUGGGCAUUCCGGCGCACAUCAUGUUCACGAUGCCGUGGACCGCCACGCGUGCCUUCCCCCACCCGCUCGCCAAUAUCCAGCGCGGCGACAACCUCGAGCCGGCGACGACGAAUUGGCUGUCUUACGGAGUCGUCGAGUUGAUGACGUGGCAGGGCCUCGGCGACGUGAUCAACUCCUGGAGAAGAAAAGAGCUCGAGCUGGAGCCCGUGCCGGCUAGCAUGGGUCCGGGCAUCACGACGUUCCUUAAGAUUCCGCACACGUACUGUUGGUCACCCGCGGUAGUCCCGAAACCGGCAGACUGGGGCCCGGAAAUCGAUGUCUGCGGUUUCUUCAUGAGAGAUGAGCCGUCGUUCAAGCCACCGGCAGAUCUAGACGCCUUUCUCACGGCGGGUCCUCCACCGUUGUACGUGGGUUUCGGCAGUAUCGUCGUUGAUGAUCCUGCGCGUCUGACGGAGAUCAUCCUCGAAGCCUCCAAGGCCUGCAAUACCCGCGUGAUCAUCUCUCGGGGAUGGAGCAAACUCGGCGAGGGCCAGCCCAACAGUGAGAACGUCUUCUACUUAGGAGACUGUCCUCACGAGUGGCUUUUCAAGAGAGUGUCAGCUGUCGUGCACCACGGAGGAGCAGGGACAACGGCUUGCGGCCUCAUCAACGCACGACCGACCAUCAUCGUACCCUUCUUCGGCGACCAGCCGUUCUGGGGCCGCGUCGUCGCCAAUGCAGGCGCAGGACCCCUCCCCAUCCCGCAAAAGGAAUUGACCGUCGAGAGACUCUCGACAGCCAUCCAGUUUUGCCUGUCCCCAGAAGCGAAUCAGGCCGUGAGUCGAGUGGCAGACGUGAUGCGCCAGGAGCGCGGCGUCGACGCCGCAGUCGCGUCUUUCCACCGCAACAUACCGGCUACAAGCCUGACCUGCGACUUCUUACCCGACCAGCCCGCAGCGUGGACCUACGAGACCAAGUCUAAGUCGGGCCGCAAACAUCUCAAGAUCUCGAACCAGGCUGCCUCAUACUUGAUCGAGGCGAAGAAACUCAAGGCUAACGACUUGAAGCCCCUUCGUACGAGGGAGUAUAACACUGACGUCAAGCGGUGGGAUCCCAUCACCGGCGGUGCCUCGUCCCUUUUGGGGAUAGUGACUGACUUCACUUUCGCCCUUGGGGGCACGUUCAUCGAUCCCUGGAAAGAGUAUAAACGCGCCAGGGCUUCCGGCCGCGAAGCCGGCCGAGCGAGCGGCGCUGCCGCGAUGGCAGUAGGAAAGGGAAUCGCCUCCAUGACUGGGGUUGUCGCCAAAGGCGGCCUCGUGAACAUGCCUUUGGCUCUGGCCGAUGGCUUACACAACGUCCCCAAACUUUUGGGUGGCCAGCCUCGAGACAAUGGAAAGGUUGAAGACUGGAAGAGCGGCGGCGUUGUUGCCGCCAAGACCUUUGGAACCGGCUUCUACGAUGGAAUCACAGGCGUCUUCGUCGAUCCGUACAAAGGUGCGAAGGAAGGGGGGGCCCUCGGCCUGGCGAGGGGUGUGGGCACAGGGUCCCUCGGUCUUAUAACCAAACCGGGAGCAGGACUGUUCGGGCUGGUGGGAUACCCGGCCCAGGGAAUUCAUAAAUCCCUCAAGGCCAGCAUGGGACGGAAUCGCGCGGUGUGGGAGUCCAAGUCUCGGCUUCUGGACCACGAUCGGCAGAGGCAGGUCGGGGAUGCCCCCCGCGCGAGGUCGAAGGUCCUGCAGGUAUUUGACGCUUAUUUUACGCAAUAA
Messenger RNA from Colletotrichum karsti, 2388 nucleotides. Its product is annotated as sterol glucosyltransferase. The coding region runs from base 1 to 2388 and encodes 795 amino acids. The transcript has 6 exons. The record is from RefSeq and is a predicted model, not a curated record. Gene Ontology annotation, biological process: carbohydrate metabolic process. NCBI's taxonomy places the organism in Eukaryota, Fungi, Ascomycota, Sordariomycetes, Glomerellales, Glomerellaceae. Gene Ontology annotation, molecular function: hexosyltransferase activity; UDP-glycosyltransferase activity.